Molecule: messenger RNA, 1341 nt
Organism: Ostreococcus lucimarinus CCE9901
Lineage: Eukaryota; Viridiplantae; Chlorophyta; Mamiellophyceae; Mamiellales; Bathycoccaceae
Exons: 1
Coding region: 118-1341 (407 amino acids)
Biological process (GO): Arp2/3 complex-mediated actin nucleation
Cellular component (GO): Arp2/3 protein complex; actin cortical patch
Molecular function (GO): actin filament binding
Source: RefSeq, a predicted model, not a curated record
CAUCGCGCCGCUCCGCGCGAGUGACGGCCCGAAGCGCGCCCCGCGCGACGCGACGGCGCCGGCGAACGAACUCCAAUUCCGAAUCCAAAGAAUCGCACCGGCCAUCGAUUCAUCGACAUGACGGACGCGAGCGGCGCGCUCCCGGCGCGGUUCGCGACGUCGGUGGGACUGACGAACCGUGAGAACGUCGUGGUGUGCGAUACGGGCACGGGAUUCGUCAAGGCUGGGUACGCGGGGGAUGAAGAACCGCGAACGCUGUUCCCGUGCAUGGUGGGACGACCGACGCUGCGGUACGAGGAAGACGCGUUCGACGAUGAAGCGAUGAAAGACGUGUACGUCGGGGACGAGGCGGCGCGAAAACGCGCGAAUUUAGAAAUUUCGUACCCGGUGUCGAACGGGGUGGUGCGAGACUGGGAAGAUAUGGGAUUGGUGUGGGACAGGGCGUUUGAGAGUUUGGGAUGCGAUACGCGCGAGUGCAAGGUGAUGCUCACGGAUCCGCCGUUGAACCCGAAAUCGAAUCGCGAGCGCAUGAUGUCGACGAUGUUUGAGACGUAUGGGUUUCGAGGGGCGUACGUCCAAGUGCAGGCGGUGUUGACGCUGUACGCGCAAGGAUUGAUGACGGGAGUCGUCGUGGACUCGGGCGACGGCGUCACGCACGUCGUGCCGGUGGUGGAUGGAUAUUCGUUCCCACAUCUCACCAAGCGAUUGAACGUGGCGGGAAGGCACGUGACGACGCGAAUGAUUGAUUUGUUAACGCGUCGAGGGUACCCGCUGAAUCGAACGUCGGACGUGGAAACGGCGCGUUUGAUCAAGGAGGAGUUGUGUUACGUCGCGUACGACUACAAGCGCGAUUUGCAGUUGGCGCGAGAGACGACGGCGACGAACGCGUCGUACACGCUGCCGGACGGGCGAGUCAUCAAAUUCGGCCCGGAACGGUUCAUGGGUCCCGAGUGUUUGUUCCAGCCCGAUCUCAUCGACGUCGAAAGCGACGGGAUCUCCGACCUCGUCUUCAAGUGCAUCCAAGAAAACGAAAUCGACAAUCGACGGUCGCUGUAUCAACACAUCGUCUUGUCCGGCGGGAACUCCAUGUACGCCGGCUUACCCUCGCGACUCGAGCGCGACAUCAAGCGCCUUUACCUGAAAAACGUCUUGAACGGCGACAAAGAGGCGAUGAAAAAGUUCAAGAUGAAAGUCGAGGCGCCGGCGCACCGCAAGCACAUGGUCUUCGUCGGCGGCGCCGUCUUAGCGGACAUCAUGCGAAGCAAGGACGAGUUCUGGAUCUCCAAGCAAGAGUACGAGGAGCAAGGCAUCGAACGAGCGUUGAAAAAAUGCGGCAUGUGA